This is a messenger RNA of Sphaeramia orbicularis (orbiculate cardinalfish), 4810 nucleotides long. It is a transcript of the gene fignl2, whose product is annotated as fidgetin like 2. Bases 252 to 2318 code for a protein of 688 amino acids. The transcript has 3 exons. Gene Ontology annotation, molecular function: microtubule severing ATPase activity; ATP hydrolysis activity; ATP binding. The record is from RefSeq and is a predicted model, not a curated record. Lineage: Eukaryota; Metazoa; Chordata; Actinopteri; Kurtiformes; Apogonidae.
GAGAGGGAGAGGGAGAGUGAGUAGAGUUGUGUCCCAUAUGUGUAAAAAGCAUAGCAGUGCACACACGGGUCUGGUCCGCUCCAGGGAUUAUCCUUGCGCUUUCAGAUCUGAUGGAGGACAUGCAGACAUGAAUAGGGCUGUUCUGUCGUCAGUGCAACCUCAUGCCAGUGAUGGAAUACAGCUGGACGGACACUAACCUUAGCUGGCAUUCACAAAACAGCAUUCCUCCUUACUGAGACCAGCUCCACAGAAUGCUGAGUCCUAUUGUCCCCUAUAGCCUGUUAAAGAUGCACUGGAACCCAGAGCAUGCCCAGUCCCUCAGCCAGUGGCCUGAGCAGCACCUGGACGUAUCCUCCACCACCUCCUCUCCGGCUCACAAGUCGGAUUUCUACACUGGCCGCAGCCGUGGCUCCUACAACUACGCCUGGGCCAACGAUGACAUCUCAGCCCUCACAGCAUCCAACUUGUUGAAGCGCUACGCUGAGAAGUACGCUGGCGUGCUGGACUCACCAUAUGACCGACCACCCGCUGUAGGCACUUACCCAGAGCCGGGUGCCUUUAGUGGACUAAAUGGCCAGAAGACUGAACUGGAACCUUGGCCACUGACGCACAGCACUGAUGCCUCCUACUCCCUGGUGGCACCUGGAGGCCACGAAAGCCUGUCAGGUUCCAAAGCUGUAGCCACAUCUGCAGGCCCUCCAGGGGUUAGCAGUGUGUCCGUGGUGAACAGUAACCUCUCAGACUCUGGCUAUAGUGGCAGCAGCUCUUGCAGUGGCUCCAGUGAGUACCCCUCUAGCUACAAUGGCACCUAUCUUUCCUCAGGGUACUGUCCUCAGCCCAGUACAGCACUUCCCCCCGCUUCCCUCCACACCCUGCAGUCCACCCCGACGCUGGUGCCCAGCUACAGCCCUACCACCCCUGUCUAUAACUACCCUGCUAGCACAUACCCUCCCCAAACCAGUCUUGCUCCAAGCUACAGCCACCCCUCUGCAACCUACCUGCCCUCUGGUCUGCCAACCCCCACUCCUAUCCCCUCGAGGCCUGCAGUGGUAGGAGGCAGCUAUAGCUACCAGAGCGCCAACCUUGGGACAUCUGAGUCUGGAGGGACAUUAAAAAGAAAAGCUUUUGAGAUGAGUCUAGAAGAGGAUGAGGGUGGGGAUGGCUCUCAUUACAGAAAAUACAGCUAUGACCCUUUGAAGACUGGGGGAAACUCACCCUACAGUGUGAAUGACAAAACAGAGUGUCGAGGAAAUGGCUUCAGCAGUACAGGCAGCACAGACACUCAAACUUUCAAGCCCAGUAAGCCUUCCUCUCAGCCCCUGGUGUCUCCUCAGUAUGGGACAGCAGGGGAAUACAGCCCCCCAGCUGGGCUCACAGGAGAGAACGGAGUAACAGAACAGAGCUUCACACAACAGCAGCACCGCUCCCAGGCCCACAAACGCCCUCCACUGUGCAGUCUGCCUGUUGAGACUCUGAAAAGCCCAGACCCUCGACUGUUGGACCUCGUCAAUGGUGAGUUACUGGACUGCACCCCAGCACUGGGUUGGGGUGAGCUAGCAGGGCUUACCCAUGUGAAAGCCGCCCUUGAGGAAGAUGUGCUGUGGCCUGUGUUGAGGCCUAGUCCGGUGGUGCGGCCACCAAGAACCGUCCUGCUGUUUGGUCCUCGGGGAGGGGGUAAGACCACGAUGACUCGAUCUUUGACUUCACAGCUGGGGGCUUCCCUCUACCGACUGAGUGGAGCCACUUUGGCCUCUAAAGGGAAGGCUGAGGCAGAGCACAUUCUUGGAGCUCUUUUGCAGGUGGCAGCGGCGCGGCAGCCCUCAGUGGUGUUGCUCAGCCAGGUAGAGGCCAUGGAAGAGGAGGGCCUGAGGCAGAUACUGCUGACCACCCUGGAGAAAGCCCAGGUGGGGACCACAGGUUUGGUGAUUCUUGUUUGUGCCACAGGCAGGCCAGACCUUCUGCAAGAUGCAGUCCAUCGGAGCUUUGCCAAGCGUUAUCAUGUGGGCCUGCCAGAUGUGGGAAUGCGGAGGCAGGUGCUGCUGCAGGCGUUGGCACCACAGGGCUGGAGUAUGAGUGAGAGGGAGCUGAACGCCGUGCUGCAGCGCACUGAGGGCUUCACCGUGUGGGAGCUGCUACAGCUCAGCCAGCAGGCGAUCUCAUCAGCAUCAUCCCCCUCUGGGGCCAUUCAUGGUCUGCCCACAUCCUCCAAACCCCCCGCCUUCACAGACUUUGAGAAUGCCUUCUGCAAGGUGCGCCCACACACUACCACAAAAGAACUGGACACUUGUAUAGAGUGGAGCAAGAUGUAUAGCCACUGAGAGCAGCCAGGCACUGUACUUGGACUGCCCUACAACCCUGAUAUGGCAAGCCUUGGGAAUGUUUUGUUGUUGUUUUGUAAUUACCAAUUAUGCAGCCAAAAGAGCCAGAGAAACUCAACAAUGCAGGAGAGCUGAUAUAGUUGUUUUACUGGCAUUAGCAUGCCAUGGUGUGCUAUUUUUGUUUUGCUAUGAAAAAUAUCUGCAAUAUUUUAUUUUUCCCAAAGAAAGAAAGAUUAAUAGGCCUUGUUGAGUCGAGUAGUGUAUUAGAUGUUUGGCCUAUGGGAAAGUCAGAAAGCUAUUUAGAUCCUGAUUAGCCCUGGUCCAGGACAAAAUCAAUUAUUUGUUGCUAGGUGACGUGGUCCAAGAUUAUGGAUAAUCAGGGUUUGGAAAAUCCCCCCUUUUACUGCUACUCUCAGGAUCCUAUUUAUUGCCAGUUCACUUUCCUGUUAUCCUAAUGUUGAUGUACUCAUUGGAUUUUCAAUAAUUGUUCAGUAUGAAGGGCUUUGGAUCUGCAACAUUUCAGCAAAUCACUGUUUUUGACCAAAAACAUGUCAAACCAAAUACAUAGUCAGCAGUGCUGUCUCAAAACAGACUAGUCUCAAAUGACAGUUAAUGAAUCCUUCGUAAUAGCUUCUCACCAAAAUAAAAACCUUUUCUGGAAUCUUAACAUGUGGCUGCCCUUCAUAUGAGUACAGUUAUCUAUAUUCCCCCCGUACGGCAAUAGACUUACUUUGACUAAAGGUACUACACUCAAACAUUAAAAGGUAACAGGUAACGACUUUCUACAUCCAUUUGUUUUCACAUUCCUCAUUUACUGCAGUUUUCCUGAGAAUCCCACUUAGAGAACAAUUAACCACCUGCACCCCCAGCUUCUCCUACAGUGUGUCUGUUUUCUAUAUCAUGUACUCCUUUUGUUUUCUUAGUGUGUAGUCUUGUUUGAAAUGCUCAGGAAGAAUUUCUUUACCUCAGAAAUAUGAAAUAAAGAAUGUAUGUAAUCUUAGGGUCUUAGUAGAGAGUGGCACGGAGCAAGAUAAAGAGCGAGGAGAAACCUGACAGUCUCGUAAUACCCACUGCAGCUGGGCUUUUACCUCGGAGGAGAAACUUGAAUAUGCUACAAAGAGUAACAUUGAAUGUAAUUCAGGUAUUUCAAAGGAUAUUUGAUGCCAUAAAUCCAUGUAUUAUUAUAUAUGAAUAUAUAAAUACAUUUUCUUUUCUGUUCUUUAACCCUUUAUUUUCAUUGUAGUUUAUGGUGGAGUGAUGAUUGUCUUCAAGAAAUGCUAUGUAGAAUACAGAAAAUAUUCCUUUUUUUGUUGGACAAACUGCUUUCAGAUCUAUGUUUCUGUGUGUUUACAUACCCUGUAUAUGCAUGUCUACUGUUUAGAUGAUCACAACAGCUGCAAAAAUAUUAUUUUGAAAUGUAAAUAUAUCAUGCACAAUCACCCAUGUGCACUCACAGUGAAGAUCAGAGCACAAAAAGGACAUCCACGAAGAGACCCUGCUGCAGAAACAUGUCGUUAUUAAUAGCUUUCAGCAAAUCCCAAAUUUCACCUAAUGUGUACAUAUUAUGGAUGAACUCAACAUGCAGACAAUCCAGAGAAAACCCUCCAUUUUAUUUCACCAGUUUUUCUGUUUUAACAAGCUGGAAAAACCUGGUCGCUGGUCUGCAGGUCCAGAGGUUGAACAUAUUUGACUGUUGCCAUGGACCUGAGGACGUAUACACAGAAUGAUGUAAUAUUUCCUACCACCCUUUCCUCCCUCUGUCUCUUUCCCUCCCUCAUCAUUCUUUUUCUCUUUUUUUCCCCUCUCCCCAAUGCAAUCUCAUUAGAUUGGAUUGCCCCCUGGUCACAAGCCCCAGUGGCCAUGUGGCGUUGUAUCCUCUCCCCAACCCCCUUCUCCUUCCCCAGUACCGAUUCCUCCGGAGUGGAAGUGGUCUGAUUGAUGUCCAGCAACCCUAUAUCACAGUGCAGCCUUCCCUCUCCAGCUGGUGGCUUCAGUCAUGCCGUACAGCCAGAUCAAUCAGAGUGACCCCCGUUGUGCAUACUGAUCACUGUCUGAGAAACUGAAAACACAUUUACAAAUUACAGAACAACCUCCGCCUCAAGCGCUACACUCUAGAUAAAUACAAGUGAUUAUUCACGUAUAAUUACACAAAUGAAAUAAUCAUGAUGACUUAGAGGUACAAACAGCGACAACAUUUUGACUCGUUAAUGUUCCUGGUAUCCCCCUACAGUUUGUCCAACAAAACAAGCUUUUAUUUUUUACAUGUUUUGAUCUGUUAUUGCGGUAACUUUGUUCUUGGUUAUUGUACAUUUUCUGUAACCAUUUCUACCUCAUUUUUGCGGCAUAUUGUACAUGAAAGUAUUUAUUUCAUGUCUUUUUUGAUGUCUGUUUUAAAAAUGAUAAUAAUGUUCUUGAACUGUAUUGGUCUACCUCAGAAAAGACUGUAUUUUAAGAGAAGAGUAUCACACAAUAUUAAACAGAAUUUGUCAGUA